This is a messenger RNA of Argentina anserina (silverweed cinquefoil), 2112 nucleotides long. Its product is annotated as bifunctional riboflavin biosynthesis protein RIBA 1, chloroplastic. The transcript has 7 exons. Lineage: Eukaryota; Viridiplantae; Streptophyta; Magnoliopsida; Rosales; Rosaceae. Gene Ontology annotation, molecular function: 3,4-dihydroxy-2-butanone-4-phosphate synthase activity; GTP cyclohydrolase II activity. The coding region runs from base 273 to 1889 and encodes 538 amino acids. Gene Ontology annotation, biological process: riboflavin biosynthetic process. The record is from RefSeq and is a predicted model, not a curated record. Gene Ontology annotation, cellular component: chloroplast.
CAGUGAUAGAACCGUUGAAUCAUAUCAUUCUUCCCCCACGGUAAUGCUUUUGGCCUACCAACCCUGAACCUUGGCGGCUGAUCUCCCCCUCCUCCUGCUUACCUCACCACUGACGCCAGCCACUUAUAUAUAACUGCCUGCUUUAACAGACUCACAACCAAACUCGUCUUCUUCAUCUUCUUUUGUUUCCCUGUUCUGUUCUUUUCGAGUUCGGUCUGAGAUAUAAAAACCCAGAAACAGCUUGAGAGAAAGAACAUAGCUUUUACAUCUCAAUGACUUCUAUCAACCUCUAUUGUUCCCCUAUGGCUCUCUUCCCUUCUUCUCAAAGGAACAAUGGAUUAAGUACUGGGACUUCGGUUAAACCAAAUGGGGGUGUGUCUGAUUUUGUCGCGCCGAGUUUGAAUAGGAACUUGUGCUUCAGUUUGAGGGGUGAUUUUCGGGUUAGAGCUACAUUGGUAUCUGGAGAGGAUGAUCUCCUGUCUCAUGCUAAUGGGGUUGAAGCACAACCGGACGCGUUGGGUUUUGGAACACUUGCCGCUGAUAUGGCGCCGUUCAGCAGCGGUUUUUCUUCUGAUAAUGAUGAGUAUGAUCUGGAUUAUCCUAUUCAGGGAUUUUCUUCCAUUGCUGAUGCCAUUGAGGAUAUUCGUCAAGGCAAGAUGGUAAUUGUUGUAGAUGAUGAAGGUAGAGAAAAUGAGGGAGAUCUUAUAAUGGCAGCAUCCUUGGCAACGCCAGAAGCUAUGGCUUUUAUUGUCAAGCAUGGAACUGGGAUUGUUUGUGUGAGCAUGAAAGGAGAAGACUUAGAAAGGUUGCAACUCCCGUUGAUGGUGACACAGAAUGAAGAAAAACUUUGUACAGCAUUCACUGUCUCAGUGGAUGCCAAACAUGGUACAACAACUGGUGUUUCUGCUCGCGAUAGAGCUGUGACAGUCUUGGCCCUUGCAUCCAGGGAUUCAACACCUGAAGAUUUCAACCGACCAGGUCAUAUCUUUCCCCUAAAGUACAGGGAGGGAGGAGUUCUAAAAAGAGCUGGGCACACGGAAGCUUCCGUUGAUCUUGCAAUGUUGGCUGGGCUAGAUCCAGUAGCAGUUUUGUGUGAAAUUGUGGAUGAUGACGGUUCUAUGGCUAGAUUACCAAGGCUCCGUCAAUUUGCAGAGAAAGAAAACUUGAAAAUUAUUUCUAUUGCUGAUUUGAUAAGAUAUAGGAGAAAAAGGGACAAGUUGGUGGAGCGGGCUGGAGCUGCCCGGAUACCCACAAUGUGGGGGCCAUUUGAAGCCUACUGUUAUAGGUCAUUUCUUGAUGGGAUUGAGCACAUUGCUAUGGUCAAAGGUGAUAUUGGAGACGGGCAAGAUAUACUUGUGAGAGUCCAUUCAGAGUGUCUCACUGGUGACAUCUUUGGGUCGGCCAGAUGUGAUUGUGGAAACCAGCUGGCACUCGCCAUGAAGCAAAUUGAAGCAGCUGGUAGGGGUGUUUUGGUGUAUCUCCGUGGACAUGAAGGUAGAGGAAUUGGUUUAGGCCACAAGCUCCAAGCUUAUAACCUGCAGGAUGAUGGGCGCGACACAGUUGAAGCCAACGAAGAGCUUGGACUACCUGUUGAUUCUCGCGAAUAUGGAAUAGGUGCACAGAUACUACGAGAUCUAGGUGUUCGUACAAUGAAACUGAUGACGAACAAUCCUGCAAAGUAUAUCGGGCUCAAAGGUUAUGGUUUGGCCGUUGUUGGCAGGGUCCCAUUAUUGACACCAAUAACUACGGAGAACAAGAGAUACUUAGAGACUAAACGUACAAAAAUGGGGCAUGUCUAUGGCUCCAAUGUCAACGGUCAUAUAGAUAGCACCAGUGACGACAGCAGUUCAACCAUCAGCAACCCAUCUAAUGGUGUCUCGGAGACAUGAACAUGCUCAUUUUACACGCUGGAGUCUGUAGAUUCAGGCGGUAACUGACUGCCAGAAUUAUUCUAAUAUAUGGCAUAACAUAUACUUUUUAUAUGACAUUUAAAAUGUGCUCAACGUCCUGUAGAUUGAUAGUCAUUACAUGAAGCUGUUGUUUGCCACUGGAUAUGAGGCAGACUGGAUGGGCUAAUUUAUCAUUGGUUGAUUGGAUUUUGCCGAACAACUA